Messenger RNA from Somion occarium, 4507 nucleotides. Lineage: Eukaryota; Fungi; Basidiomycota; Agaricomycetes; Polyporales; Cerrenaceae. The record is from the annotation of a GenBank genome assembly.
AUUGACGCGACGCGUUUUUGUCACGCGUUUCCUGAUCGAGAUCGCAGUCUCCAAAGUUGCCGUUUGCAACGUUCUUAAGUGAACUAAGUGCUAGUGAACUACUAGUGACUUACUACAUCAACAACGACGACAAGACGACGUCGCUCAAGCACAUUGACUCUAUUACAGUACUCCCGUUCUACUACUACUCAGGGAACUUACUGUCAUGUCAUGGCACCCUUCCUACCACCCAACGUCAUUCUGAGCGGUUUCAAAGAACGCAUAGAAUCGUUAUUGGCACAAGGCGACAAGCUUUAUGUAGGAACUGCGACGGGAAACUUGUAUGUCUACCUUGUGCAUAAUGGUGAAUCCAGUGAAGGGGAGAAGAGGGCAGAGUUGCUUGAAACGAAGAAGGCCUUGAGCAGACGUGCGAUCGAGCAGUUGGCUUACGUGCAGGAUAUCAAUUCACUCGCGGUGCUCUCAGAAGUUUCUUUUGCCACAGAUGGCUCUGUGACUCUGUACCCGUUGCCUAGCUUCUCGCCACCGACGUCGCUACCAAAGACCAAAGGUGCCCUCUCGAUUGCCGUUCAUACCGUCGUCGAACACGAAGAUGAGGCUCAGGCAGCUACGCAAAGCGAUGGCUCUAUUUCUGCAGCCAAGAAUAGAGGUGGUGUACCUGUCGUCAUCACUUACCUAGCUGUUGGAUGUAAGCGCAAGGUCGUCUUCUACUCUUGGAAAGACGGGGAACCGCAGGAUGUCAAGGAAACUACUCUACCACAUUCACCGAGGACUGUGGCUUUCAUGAACGGUGAUACCCUAUGCUUUGGUUAUACCCCUUCGGAUUAUGUGCUUUUCUCUCUGAAGUCGAUGACUACCAUCGAUAUCACAGUCCCUGCGCCAACGAGUACCUCUGCUGCAAGUAUCGGAAGCAUGGGUAUGGGUAUGGGCAUGGGCAUGGGAAUGGGCAAGGGUGCUUUCAGUGGGCUGAGCGGUUAUAUGACUCUUGGGCUCGGUACCAAGACAAAACCUAAUGCUCUGAGAGUCGAUGAGAAGUCGUUCCUCGUUGCCAAAGACAACACUGGAUACUUCAUUGGCGAGGAUGGUAAACUUUCUCGCCCUGUGUCAAUUGACUGGCCUGCACCACCGGAGGAGACAGCAUUUGUCAAACCUUAUGUGUUCUCUGUUCUUCCUCCCGGAUCAGUCCCCAGUUCUCAAGUAACUGCCCACGACACCUCCGCUCCGUCCUUCAUUCCCUCUGCAGUAGUCGAGAUCCGUUCAUCGAUAACCUUGCUCCCUGUCCAGACCUUACCUUUACCUCUGAUACAUCCUCCGCCCGGCGCACCCCCAACGUCCAGUAACCAGACAGUUCGUCUGUUGACAUCUUCACCCGCAUGCAAAUCACCAUUAUACCUUGUCACGACGCCUUCGGAUCGUACGACUGCCAAUGUCGAAGGGAGUUCCAUCGUUGAGUUUCUGAUGAAACCUUGGGCGAUGCAGAUAGACGAGCUUGUAGAGGCGGAGUCGUAUACGGAAGCAUUGUCACUAUUGGAUUCACUUGAAUCUGCUCUCCUUCCUGACAAGGAACAAAGGAAGAACCUCAUACGUGCCCUCAAUGCAGUCUUGCUAUUUCGUACUGGACACUUCGCUCAGGCCCUCAAUACCUUCAUUGAGCUCAAUACCAAUCCUGCCAAAGUCGUCGCGCUGUACCCGGAGAGCGUUGCGGGGAGGUUAUCUGUACCACCGGAAGAAUGGGUGUCACUCUUUGGGGGACCUCGGAAAGUUACGAAGUCGGAAUCGUCGUCUAUUGAUGAUCCUGGAAGUAGUCUUGAAGAGACUAAACCUCAAGAUGCGGGGUCCUCUAUUCAGAGACCGCCUUCUCCACACGGUUCUGUCAAAAGUAUGCUGAAAACUGGGUUGGAGAAUAUUAUCGCUGGUGCGAAGAAGGAUGAUGACACGUCUUCCGUUCGGAGCAAGCGGAAGGAACCACCUAAAGGUCCAUACAAACUACAAUGCACCCUUAUAGCCUCUCGAUUGAUUUUUUCUUGUUAUCCGACAGAUGAUUUUCGACGAUCCAUCGAAGAGCUCAUGCGAUACCUCUCAGAUCGACGUCCCAAGAUUGGAGGCGCUUUGGAUACAUUCCACAUCACGAAUACGCAAGCUCAUGAGAUGCCACCAUUAUCUGCAGCGUCCAUCGAAGACCUAUUUGCGCUCCCAGAUGCACCUCUUUCGGCACUUACUCCAGAACAACUCGUUCGAUAUGCACAGAUUGUGGAUACUGCCUUGUUCAAGUCUUAUCUGAUUGUACGACCCGGUCUGCUUGUCCCUCUGUGUCGAUCCGGUAACUGGUGUGAGGUGUCGGAAGUGGAGAAAGAGUUAAGAGCACGAGAGAAAUUCACUGAGCUUAUCUAUCUCUAUAAUGGGAGGAAGAUGCAUGGGAAGGCUUUGGAUCUUCUCCGACACUUGAGCGAGAAAGAGGCUGACAUGCGAGAUAAACUCAUGCCAUCCGUCACAUACCUGCAGAGAUUGGGUCCGGAACACAUCGACCAGAUAUUUGAGUCUGCUCGUUGGAUAUUCGACCAAGAUCCCGACAUCGCCUUAGAGAUCUUUACUUCAGAAGAAGUCGAACUGCCCCGACAGCAUGUAGCGGACUACCUCGAGAUGUUGGAUCUAGACAUUUGCGCUCAUUACAUCGAGUUCCUCAUCGCCGAGAGAAACGAGCAGUCAGCAACGUUCCAUGAGAGGCUUGCUGAGCUUUACUUGAGGAUGACCUCCGAUGCCAGGAAGCAUGGCGAUAACGAGAAACGCAAAGGAACGUACGGAAAGCUCCUUCACUUUCUCGACACCACCAAUUACUACAGGCCGGAUCGUCUAUACGGACUGCUACCAUCGGAAGACUUCUACGAAGCGAAGGCCAUCUUACUGGGUCGUCUUGGACGUCACGACAAUGCCCUCGAGACAUACGUAUAUCGAUUACAAGACUUCCAGAAGGCGGAGGAAUAUUGCAAGCGAAUCUACGACCCGUCAGGUCCGACAUCAUCAAUAUUCCUCACGUUGCUUCGAAUCUACCUAAGACCAACUCAUCAACCAACCUCACCUACCAUCGACCUCCUUCACCCUGCUUUGAAGCUGAUUUCACGACACAGUCCUAGACUAGACAUCGUCGAGACUCUGAAGCUCCUUCCUCCGCUUGUAACAGCACAAGAUGCUCGUGCGUUCUUGGUAGAAGCUCUGCGGGCGCCAGUGUUCGAUAAGAAGGUCAUUAGCGGGAUUGCGAAAGCAAGGGAUGAACAGAUUGCUCGACGAUUGAUGGUGCUGCAAGCUAAGAGGGUCAAGGUGACAGAUAGUCGGAUAUGCCCGCAAUGCCACAAACGUAUUGGUGGUAGUGUUAUCGCUGUCCAUGCACCUAGGGGUGAGGUGACACAUUACCAGUGCCGAGAGGCUUUCUCGAGGAAACUCAAGGAGCUGAGACAUUGACUUGCUCAAUUCCUCUGUACAUUUCUAAUGGAUAUGGAUUAUACACUACUAUGAAGAUAUCUGGCGUUUCUUUCGCAUUACGAGGCUCAGGUGAUAGGAGUUCUAUGAAACUAUCUUCCACCAUGAUGAUGGUGUUCAAGGGUGCGAGAUAACAUCCUAUGGCCACAUCUUAGGGUUGAUAUCGGUGGAGAGUGAAGGGACUCACCCUUGUUUCAAUGCAAUGGACCUACUUCUCAACGUACAACUUAAAAGCAAUUCCUACAGUGUCUGCAUCGACAGAUGACGGUGAAUUAUCUGCUCUCUUCACCCAGUCGUCCUGCCAGAUGAAAUCCCUAUAGCGGACAGGCGGUUCGUCUGCGGCUUGGAUCCAAACACUUCGGUUCUCCGUAAUAUCGCGAUCAUACAAAGCUGCGACUGCGCUAACGAGAGCGGUGUAAUCAGCCUUAUCGAAUUGUCGACAACCGCUGAAUCGUAUGGUCAUGCACAGCGACCUAUCCAUGCCCCUGGCUCGUAAUGUAUGCUUCAGCUCCUCACAGACUUUGGAGAAAUUUCUAGUCCGGUAUCCUUCAGCAAUCAUGAGGUGUUGUAAAUAAGGCAUCAAGUGAGGAGGUUCAUGACGUGCGCCUGGUCUGCGAUCGUCCUCCUCAAGUUCUGACUUUAAUAAAAUCGGGAGAGAAUCAAGGCAGGCACCACGCAACUGCAGGGAAGCUAUGUAAGGCAUGGCUGCAAUGGUACCCUGGAAUGCGGCGUUAUCAGGCAUACCAGCGAGUUCCAAUGAUCGCACGUUCGAUAAGGGCAGUCGAUGGCAAAAUGCAGUCAGGACUGUUCUGGUGUCUAGACUGGACGAAAUGAUAACACUAAACCGUCGUCCGGUGUCGUGAUGACCAUCUACACUUGUGAAGCCAUCAACGUUAACGCCCCCUGACAGUUCAUUCACGACUAACAGUCGAAUGAUAGGUAAACUGUAUUGAGUAUUCAGCUUUUCUGCCAGGGUGAUCGUGAGAUGUGCUAUAUCCUCGUCCGAAGCAGCAGUAGUAAUGAUGUUCAUCUCGGC